Molecule: messenger RNA, 539 nt
Organism: Dimorphilus gyrociliatus
Lineage: Eukaryota; Metazoa; Annelida; Polychaeta; Dinophilidae
Source: the annotation of a GenBank genome assembly
AUCUGUUGUAUAAAAUUUUAACGGGCGAUAUUAAGAAAGCGUAUUGCCAUUAUCGACAUAUUGCGACUGAAUUAUUUUAAAAGUAUAUAAAUCUUAUCGUUAUAAUGCCGAAGGUGAAGAGAUCACGAAAACCCCCACCCGAAGGCUGGGAAUUAAUUGAACCUACACUCGAUGAAUUGGAACAAAAAAUGAGAGAAGCUGAAACUGAUCCUCAUGAUGGCAAAAGAAAAGUAGAAGCUCUCUGGCCAAUUUUUAAAAUUCACCACCAGAAAUCUCGAUAUCUAUAUGACCUAUUUUAUAAAAGAAAAGCUAUUAGUCGAGAACUGUAUGAAUACUGCUUGAGAGAAGGAAUUGCUGACCAAAACCUUAUAGCAAAAUGGAAAAAACAGGGUUAUGAAAAUCUAUGCUGUCUUAGAUGCAUUCAAACCAGAGAUACAAAUUUUGGGACAAAUUGCAUUUGUAGAGUUCCUAAGAACAAAUUAGAAGAGGGGAAAAUAGUCGAGUGCGUACACUGUGGGUGUCGUGGAUGUUCUGGCUAA